AAAGUAGUUGUGGUCUUCCUUCCUCUGCCGUCUCUGUGAGUCAUCAAUUUCCGGAGCUUUUUCCAUCGGAGGAGAUGCAAUUUCGAAGCUGGGAAUGGCAUCUUUCAGCUGCCUGAACAUUGGGUUAGCCGUAGUUUUGGGGUUCCUCUUCAUGGGCAUAAUUGCAGAGCUUUACUAUCUUCUAUGCCGGAAGAAGAAAAUAAUCAAUACUACACAGGUUGAAGACGACCAAACUAAAUCCACCAUAAACCCACCUGAGAUCCGCCAUGGAUUGGAGCUUGAGCUCGCAGACGAACAAGAAGAACAUGAAGAACAUGAAGAAGAGGUGAUGGGGAUUUACAAUCUGGCAGGGCAACCGAGAUUUCUGUUCACAAUCAACGAAGAAUCAAACGAAGAUUUGGAAUCAGAAGAAUCAAGAACCAGAAGGUUGAGUGACAUAAUUACAGCAAUUGAAACUCCAUAUUUCACUCCCAUGGCGUCUCCGCCAUUGAAGGCCUCUCCUUCUCCUCCUCCUCCUCUCAGCUGUUUAGACUCGUACAAACUGCAUGGGUUCAAUCCCCUGUUUGAAUCUUCGCCUCCUCCAAAGUUCAAAUUUCUUAGAGAUGCAGAGGAGAAACUCUGCAGAAGGCUAAUGGAAGAAGCCCAGAGAACAAAAAAUUCUAAUCAAUCCUUUUGUUAGCGUACUCGCUAACGCUUGUUCCUUUCUCCAAUUGAUGUGAGACCUCCCAAUCUACCCGUUUGGGGUCAGCGUCGUUAGUGGCACACCGUCUCAUGUCCACUCGUUCGAGGCUCAGUCACCUCGCUGACACAACGCCUGAUAUUUGGCUCUAGUACCAAUGUGGGACCCUCCCAAUCUACCUCUUUUGGGGCCAGCGUCCUUGAUGACAUACCUUAUGUCCACCCACCUUUUGGGCUCAGUCUUUUCGCUCACACAUUGAUUGGUGUCUGACUCUGAUACCAUUUGUAACAUCUCAAGCUCACCGCUAGUAGAUAUUGUACUCUUUAGACUUUCUCAUUCGGAUUUCUAUUCAAGGUUAUUAAACAUAUCUGCUAGAGAAAA
Molecule: messenger RNA, 1060 nt
Organism: Cucurbita maxima (winter squash)
Lineage: Eukaryota; Viridiplantae; Streptophyta; Magnoliopsida; Cucurbitales; Cucurbitaceae
Exons: 1
Coding region: 95-679 (194 amino acids)
Source: RefSeq, a predicted model, not a curated record